This is a messenger RNA of Eremothecium gossypii ATCC 10895, 429 nucleotides long. RefSeq names its product Swm1p (gene SWM1). The coding region runs from base 1 to 429 and encodes 142 amino acids. The record is from RefSeq and is marked provisional. The transcript has a single exon. NCBI's taxonomy places the organism in Eukaryota, Fungi, Ascomycota, Saccharomycetes, Saccharomycetales, Saccharomycetaceae.
AUGGGCUACAUCGACUCGCAGGUGCACGCGUACCACUACCACCACGACCAUGAGAUGGCCCUCCGCUGGCUCAAGGAGACCUUCCCGCUCCCCGACGAAAUCGAGAUGAAGGGCAAGUCCAACGCCGCUUCCUCCGGCACCGGCGCCAACCUCACCGCCCCCGCCCCCGCCUCCACGCCCGUCGGGCCCGCGCCCUCCUCCCACAUCAUCGGCGCCGCCCCGGCCGCCCACGGCCUCGUCAAUCAGUACUGGGACUGCUUCGACGACGAGGAGCAGUGGACCAUGUUCCACGGCCUCAAAAUGGCCUGCAACGGCGACCUUUUCAAGGACGGCGUCCUGCUCGGCAACAACUUCCACCGCGCCGACCGCCUAGCCGCGCUUGCGGCCGCCACCAAGCCGCCGCCGCCGAACCGCGCGCCCACCUCCUAG